Messenger RNA from Bursaphelenchus xylophilus (pine wood nematode), 6339 nucleotides. NCBI's taxonomy places the organism in Eukaryota, Metazoa, Nematoda, Chromadorea, Rhabditida, Aphelenchoididae. The record is from the annotation of a GenBank genome assembly.
AUGUGGGGUCAACGAAAAGAUGUUGCGCUCUCCGUUGCAAUCACUUCUUUCCUAAUGCUCAUAACCUUCGCUCUGCUCAACCCGUUGACUCGGCCUGCUCCCGAAAUCAUCGAGGCUGGGUGUCCUGAAAUUGCAAAUACUACAACGACAACCACGACAACGACGACGACGGAAGCGCCGGUAGUCGAGCGUUUUGGGCCCACAAAUGUCAAGGAGAUUUUGCCGGCGUUCCGCAACUUUCAAAGCCAAAUAAGGGUGAGGGUGGCGGCUAAAUGGUCCAUUUUUGUCGAUGCUUGUAUCUGUCCGUCUGUCGGGAAAAUAAUGAGCGCUCUAUCGCACCUAUAAAUUGCAUGAAAAAAUGACUUGUGUAGAAUUGCUUUUCACUUCAGCGACGCGAUCGGCAUAGCGACAUUGUGCUCAAUAUUUUCCCGACAGACUGAUAUUUUCACUGGAAAAAAGUCUACGCACUUUAUGGAACGAUUAGUAGCAUUUUCAUAAAGUGCAUGGACAUUUGUCGCGCCACGCACCGUGCACAAAAACUCCCUAUUUUUGCACUGUGCAUUUCGUUUUUUUUUCUUCUUUGCACUGUGCGCGGAAAUCGCAGCGACAUAAGAAAGUUUUAGCCAUGUCGCUGCGUCGGCACAAGGAUUUUGCAACACUUUUUUUUGGAUUUGCAGGUGCAAAAACACCAAAAUGCACUGUGCAUUGACGACAGCGAGAAAAAAGUUCAAAAUGCACUGUGCGAAAACGAAAAAAUGCCCAUGCAUUUUAUGAAAAUGCUAAUAUCCUGUUCUCGCCUAAUUUUUGUUCGUAUUUCAGUUUGCCGACCGCUAUGGCCUCGCGACCUGCGUCAUCCCGAAAACCAUGUCCACGGUGAUGGCCAAUGUGAUGUGCUAUCUGUACGAUCCGCAGGGCUUCGGAAAGAACAACCGAUCUGUAAUUCAUGAUGGCUUUUGGACAAGGUAAGCACAUUACGGCAAGCUAUACUUUCAUAAAGUGCGUAGAUUUUUCCUUUUUAUCGCAAAUGCACAGUGCAUUUUCAAACUCCAAUUUUCUCGCGCGAUAAAAGCGUUAAAACACGAUUUCUGACUCACUGAAUCAGCCGUGUGCAAGGCCGGGACAUAGAAAAAAAUCGAUUUUGAGUUUUUUGUUUUAAAAUGACUGCAGGCAUCCAGUAAACAUAUGUCUGAAAUAUUUUUGUCUAAUUCUCGCAUUAACCUACUGUAAUUUACAAUUUACUGUUUUUACAGUAAUCGACUAUAACAACAAAACCACAAGUCAGAACUGGCUGAAAUUGACAAUACUUAUGUUUUAGGCUACGCCCGUCAUAAAAAACACUGAAUUUGGACCGUCGGGUUACUGUAACAUACCGCAAUGUGGGUUCGGCCGAACAAAAUCGGCCAUAAAAAAGUUAUUUCCCAAAUGCCGCAGCUGAUUUUUACAUAUGUUAAUCAGCGUAAAAUUCUGCCCUAUAAACAUUAAAAAAAAGUGUAAAAAGUCAUCACCCCUUUUUCGUGGUGUAGUGGAUUUUGGUCAAAUUUAGUAAUCCGAAGGUCGCGGGUUCGAUCCCCGUGGAAGGAAAAUGCGUAAAACUGCACAAAACCUCAAAAAAUCGGUUGAGGUGGAUUGAUUAUGUAUAUCAGAAGUGUGAAAAAUUGUAUCAAAGUUGAUUUCCGAACUUGAAAGCAUUUUUUUGAUGAUGAAACUUGGAUUUUGGUUUCCGUGGAUUAUGGUAUAAAUUUAGUCUAGGAAAUGGCUAGAGUUGUUUAUAAUUAGGUUUUUUAGCCUUCUGAAUUCAAUGGAGCAGGGUUUUUGGCCAUAGGAUUACUGUAACAUAGACAAAACGGAUUUCGGCUGCUUAAAAUCGGCCGUAAAACGGUUGUUUCUAAACAUACACAGCUAAUUCUUCAAUUUUUGGAAUCAGCGUGAAAUUUCACACAAUUUGCGCCUAAACAAUGGCUUAUUGGUUGAAUACUUUGUUUUCAGUGGUGACUUACUUUAAAACUUGGAAAUUGUAAAUAAAACUAUGUUAGCGAAAGAAUUAGCCGAAAAUAUUUUGAGGCUAAGUUUCAUCAACGUAUGCAAACAUUUUUAUACCAAAAUCUCAGAAUUUUUUUUUUUCGAUUUCCACGGAUGACUUUUUUUACUGAAAAAUUUCUAAUCUGCUCGAAAAAAAAUCUUUGGAAUUUGUGCGGCCAGUUAGGAUAUUAUAGUUAAUGAUUCUAGAGCAGAAUUUCACGCUGAUUCCAAAAAUUGAAGAAUUAGCUGCGUAUGUUUAGAAACAACCGUUUUACGGCCGAUUUUAAGCGGCCGAAAUCCGUUUUGUCUAUGUUACAGUAAUCCUAUGGCCAAAAACUCUACUCCAUUGAAUUCAGAAGGCUAAAAAACCUAAUUAUAAACAACUCUAGCCAUUUCCUAGACUAAAUUUAUACCAUAAUCCACGGAAACCAAAAUCCAAGUUUCAUCAUCAAAAAAAUGCUUUCAAGUUUGGAAAUCAACUUUGAUACAAUUUUUCAUACUUCUGAUAUACAUAAUCAAUCCACCUCAACCGAUUUUUUGAGGUUUUGUGCAGUUUUACGCAUUUUCCUUCCACGGGGAUCGAACCCGCGACCUUCGGAUUACUAAAUUUGACCAAAAUCCACUACACCACGAAAAAGGGGUGAUGACUUUUUACACUUUUUUUUAAUGUUUCUAGGGCAGAAUUUUACGCUGAUUAACAUUUGUAAAAAUCAGCUGCGGCAUUUGGGAAAUAACUUUUUUAUGGCCGAUUUUGUUCGGCCGAACCCACAUUGCGGUAUGUUACAGUAACCCGACGGUCCAAAUUCAGUGUUUUUUAUGGCGGGCGUAGCCUAAAACAUCAGUAUUCUCAAUUUCAGCCAUUUCUAGUGAGUAAUAUUGCUGUAAUUGUCGAUUACUGUAAAAACAUUAAAUUGUAAAUUACAGUAGGUUAAUGAGAGAAUUUGGCAAAAAUCUUUCAGGAAUAGGUUUACUGGAUGCCUGCGGUCAUUUUAAAAUCUAAAACUCAAAAUCGAUUUUUUUCUAUGUCCACGGCUCAUUCAGUGACUCAGAAAUCGUGUUUUAAAUGUGUCGCAACUCUAUGGCGCUAGUACCAGUCUGUCGGGAAAAUAAUGAGCACUUUGUCGCAUCGAAAAUCGCAUCGCCGUCGAGAAAAUUAAUUUUGUCGCGACAAAAUCAAAUUGCGUCUCACUUCAGCGACACAGCAACACUGUGCUCAUUAUUUUCCCGACAAAUAUUAGUCAUCGUUUUUUGGGCUUCCACUCCUCUUUUCCGUAAUUUCUUGCUCAAACCCCUUACGAAUUGGCCCAUUCUCUUGGCCAUUGCACACCGAAAAUCCCCCCGUCUCUUCGAGCCGUUUUUUCCUCCCUUUGUUGAGGCCGCAUUUCGCGGGCCACACGCGUUUUUUGCAUGAGAAACGGUCCCCCAAUGGGAACGUUCCGUGCCGUGCCCGCUGACCACCCGAGGCGCGUCGAGCGACGAGAGGCCACUCCCCUCAAACGAACCGGUAAAGACGGGGCCGAACGCCCGCCGGAGAGCGGCCUAAUCCGCGAGAGUGCCGACCAUUUCGCGGACCACCCGGCAGGGGCACAGCUCUGCCCCUCUUCGCCGGUGGGCAUGAGCACGAACCCCAAACGGCCAACAGGGCCCGAUCCCCGGCGGGUCCACGCCAGUUUCGUGGCUCUAAACUCCCGCGGAUUGAUGGUAUCGUGGGGCGUGUGGACGGCCCACUCCCCCCAUCGGAUUCGCCUAGUACUGGGCCGUAUAGCGAAGCCGGAACGUCCGCCUCAAAUGUUGCAAAAUGCACUGCGGGCGGCCCCACAAUUCGGCGCCCUCCGGCUUGGCGACAGGAGGCGGGCGCAAAUGCCUCGAGGCAAUGUUAUGAAAGGGAGUGGGGGAAGGGAGUGGGGAGCGGAAAAGCGAGGCCGCACGCAGAGUUCAUGGUCGACACAACUGUGACGAAGACCUCCGGGCCUCCCGCAUGAGCCACCCAUGUUGUUUUUUGCAACGGAGGUCCGCGAAAUUCGGGGCAAGACGAAAAAGCAAGGGAAUUAUGGGUACUUGUGGGAAAUAGGACAUGAUGACAAAGGUCCAAAGAGCAUGGAGCUUCAUUCCUUGGUCGCAAAAUUCCCCGCAUUGCUCUAAUAUGGCCAUACAAACAAAAGAUCUCCCCAAACUGGGGGGUCUAUAUAAAAAAUCGGUCAUAAUGACACAUUUCGCAAGCCCAUCGCUGGUUUCGUUGGAGCACCGUUUCAGGGGGUCGGCUGACCCGCCCCAGACCGCUACAGUGUCAUCGUAUCAUUUAGUGUGUAGUGUCCACGGCUCCGACCUCGGCGUUGCCAACAACCGCGGGUGGUCCGAAAAUUCGCCACUCCCGGCCCAAAAUACCACCGCUCCCGAAGAGACCGCAGGGAACGCAAGCAACGGGGAUCCAAAACAAGAUCCAUUCGUCGUUACGAGUACUGCCUCGGGCCACCCGUUGGCGGCGCUUUUCCCGAGACCACCGCAGCGGCGGGCCCACGUCAAAAGUGCAUCCUCGAGCCGUUUUUUGCAGCAAAUACGCAACAGAAGAGCGUGCGGGUGGUCCGCGAAUUCCCGGCGCGGUGCUGGCUAUGUUCUGUAGCCACUCACUCCGCGGGACGAGGUCUCUUCCUCGCCCCCCGGCGAAACAGUUUCCUCUCGCUCGAGGCGCUUUGCCUAGUGGUUUGAAUAAAAAACACUCUUGCGUUGAAGAGGGGGGAAAUAGCGGGUAGAUUCGAGGGGGCAGAUGGGAAUUUAUAACGGGGAGGGGGGUCUGUAAAGCAAAGGAAAUUCUCAAAAAAGUCUUGGAAUGCUCGAAAAAUUUGAAAAUGAACUUUUUAUCAGUCUGUCGGGAAAAUAAUGAGCACAAUGUCUCUGUGCCAAUCGCGUGGCUAAAGUGAAAAGAAACUUGUUUUUUCCCACAACACAAUUCAUUUUCUCAGCGGCGACGCGAUUUUCGAAGCGACAGAGUGCUUAUUGUUUUCCCGACAGACUGAUAUUAAUUUGCAAGGACUUUUUGGGAGACAAUUAAUAAAAAAUGACGUAAUUUUCACUGGUCGCGCCAAGUCCGUAAAAUUUUUUCCGCUAUCAAAAUUCCCUCUUCUUUGCAGAUUCUGUGAAGGUCUGAACGAAGGCAACAACAUUUCCCGUAUCUACAGUGUGCACACGAGCAUUGAUUGGCAAUGGUUUGUGGUUGUCCGGGAUCCCUUGGAUCGCUUCGUUUCCAAUUACGUCGACAAAUGCAUGCUGUGAGUAGAAGCUGGUUUUAGAUCAAAUUUAUUGUCUUUAGAGAACGCCGAAAGACGGGUGCGUUGUGCUAUGGUUGUGAUGAUGAGAGAGAUGUUGAAUGUGUUCUGAAAAACAUCGAGGAGCGAGGGUUCCGAUGGGCAGAGAAGGGAGAUGUUUUCCCCGACUUCUUUGAUGCUCAUCUGUUCCCGCAGAACUGGUAGGAAGCUACACAUAAGAAUGAAGAAAUAAGAACAAUUUUGAGAUUUUGAAAAAGACGCUAAUUUUGCUUUCUCCAGCUAUUUUUUCAUGUCGGCCUCAUUUCUUCCAUUCUAUUUUUUCAAAAAAAAGUGAGGAAAGCGUUUUGCUUCGGAACGACCCGUGCGAUCUUAUUUCUUCACUCUUGUAUUCAGUGGGGGGCCUGAUCUAGUGGCAAAACGCUUUCAUUUUGUAUCCGGGAAGCAUCAAGGAUGUGGCAAAAUACUUCCCUCUAAAAGUGAAAAAAAACUUCAUUUUGAAGGAAGCGUCGUUUUUCCUCACAAAAAGAGCUUACGCGAUUUUGAAAUCUGAGUUUUUUUCACUUGGAGAGGGAGGCAUUUUGCUACAUUUUUUAUACUUCUUGGAUGCAAAAUGGUACGUUUUUUGCCACUAGAUCAGGUCCCCCACUGUAGUAUAUUUAUUGCUAGUGAAACAAACCGAUUUUUUCAACUCAAUAUUUGAGCAAUCCGACACCUUAACAGCUUGAUACCCGCUUCCAUUUUUAGGCAAUGUGACUUCGGUUCAUUCAUCAACAAAUACGAAAUCAUCCACUUCUCCCCACCCAAAUCGCCCGGCUAUGCGGCGAUGUUGACGCAGAUAAUGGACAUCUUCCGCCGAAAAUCUGUACCCCCGGCGACGCUGAAUUUAAUAACAGAGGCGCUCAACGGCACCACCACCAAGCAUUCGACGAACGACAAGCCGGAAAGAGCGGAGAUCAAGGAAAUGAUUGGGCGGAACACGCGGUUGAUGCGCCGGAUUGUUAACCUGUACUACUUUGACUACAGGUUAUUUGGGUACCCUAUGCCGGAAGGGCUGUGA